UUGCCUCCUCUUCAUCUCUCAUAUUUUCUUUACUUUUUUUCCCCCCCUCUUACUUCUCACAUUUCUCACUCCCAUUCUCCUCAUUUCCCUUGUCUCUUUCUGUCUCUCUAUCUUUCUCUCCCCCUCACACUUUCUCACCAGCGAUCACAACACAUUUUCGCAUGAAAUGGCCACGGAUUUUACCCAACUCUUUAGUUUGGCCAAUCUACUUUCAUGAAAACCAAGCCAAAUCCAAUUGUUGCUGAUUUCUUGACCUGCUUAUAGAUUUUGUUUUGAAAACUCUUUUGCUUGCAACUUGAACUCACAACCUCAUGGAUACCAAUUACAGUAGUGCAUUUUCUUAUGAAGGAAUAUACUAAAACAUAUCUUACCCUAUGGAGACAAAGAGACUGCAUCAACAUACCUGUACCAUUGUUUAUUAAUACCAGAGCAAGGAUGUCCCUCUCUCCUGGAGAAGAAUAGUUGUGGAGGCUUCAAACUGGUUUCCAAGAAAAUGAGUGAAGGGGAGAGUUUCAAAUCUGAAGGUUAUGGUGAUAUGGUGAUAGAGAAACUGAAUAUUUUACGCAACAACAGUGAAUUAUGUGAUUUCAAAGUAUCUGCUGAAGGAAAAGUCUUUGAGGUUCACAAGGCAUUACUGGCAGCUGCUAGUGACUACUUCCGAGUGAUGUUCCGAGGUAUGAUGGCUGAGAGCAAGCAGGACACAGUGGACUUGAAAGGUGUAACUGCUGAUGGACUGCAACAGGUGAUAGACUUCAUAUACACAGGUAAAAUGUCGCUGUACUAUGACAACCUCACCGAAAUCAUCAACACUGCCAGUCACCUGCAAGUGUCCUACGCCCUCGACUUGUGCAGCAACUACAUCAAAUCUCUGAUGACAUUUGACAAUGCCGAUGACUUCCUCAGUAUUGCUGACACAUAUUCUCUGGAGAAAGUCCUACUACAUUGGGAUGAUAUGAUUUUAUCAAACUUUCAUGAAUUCAGCAACAGCCAAGCAUUUCUCAAACUCAGUGCUCAAAAACUUGUCAAGUAUCUUUCGUCCAAUUUGUUAUGCACUGUCUCCGAGUAUCGUUUAUAUCAAUGCUUAGAAAAGUGGCUGGCUGUAAGUUCGUCACGUAUUACAACUGACAGCAGCAUCAUCAUGCCUCAUUUACGUUUUCCUUUAAUGUCUCUCAUCGAAUUAACAUCAAUUAAGGACAGUGAACUUUUCCAGAAGGUGCCCAAUGGAGCGCAGUAUAUUGCCAAAGGCUUCCAAUAUCACAUUGACUGUAAACAGGGACAUCCUGUCAUCGACGAGUCAUCAACAAUCCGGACUAAUACAUCGAGUUUGGUGCUUGUGCACCAUGGAACAGCAUACAUGCCGUUUCAAGUAACAGCUUACAAUCCGGAAAACAAUAAGUUUUUCCGGCUUUUUUCUGAUGUCAAUGGCAGCAGGGACUGUCGUAUUGCCGUCAUUGACAAUUUUGCCUAUAUUUGCCGUGUUGUUGAUUUCGGUGGCGGCACUCUUAUGAGUUCAUUGUUUAGAUUUGAUCCACGACACUUGGUUGGGCAGGAAUUGCACCCAAUGAAACAACUCCGACUUGAUUUUGCACUCACUGCACAUAAGCAUUGUCUCUAUGUGUUCGGUGGCUCAACUGAACAGUUUGCCAUUCUCGACUCAGUUGAGUGUUACAAUGUCAAGACCAAUAUGUGGGAAGAGCUGUUGUACCUGCCCAAUCCGGUCCACUCCUUAGCGACAGUUGUCCACGAGACACGAAUCUAUCUGUCAGGUGGGGUGACAGGCCAGGAGAGGCAGGCCACAAACAGCUUUAUGUGUUUCAACAUUCUCACGCACAGAUACGAGGUGAAGCCUGGCAUGUUCUAUGCGCGUCGACUCCACGACAUGGUAUCUUUCCAGGAAAAGAUAUAUGUUCAUGGUGGCAUUCCAAGACAAGGAAUCCCACUACAUGGCCAGAUUCCAAUCGAGUACUUUGACUUGGCAUCAGAACAAUGGACCAUUUUGACCUCGUCCACUCUGAGUGGACGUUCUGUUGGACACUAUAUAGUGUUUGAGAAUCAGGUUUUGUGCUUAGGGCACGAGCAUCACCGAGCUACAGAAGAUGAGAUUUGGGUCUACGACACCGUGCUUGACGACUGGUCUAAGUAUACAAAAGCCCCACAGCGAAUGAGUUUGACCACUGCAGUAUGCAUCCAGAUGCACAUAAACUUUAAUGAAGAGAAAGUGGCCAAGAUGGUGUUAAAAGAGAAAUGAGUUCUAACUGAUAUUACAAAAAAUACCUCCAAUAGGCUAGAUAUCAUUGCCUCUCACAGGCUUGAUAUCAUUACCUUCUGACAGGCAGGAUAUCAUCAAUCACUGAUAGAUAAAUAAAUAAGCCUGAUAUCAUUACCUCACAUAGGCAGAGACAGUUGCCUCCUCUAGGAGGCUAAUAUCAGGCUGAUAUCAUUACCUCACACAGGCUGACUUUGAUAUCUCUACCCCUAACAGGCUGAUGUUACUACCUCCAACAGGAAGCUGAUGUCACUACCAGUUUGAGGCCAAUAUCAUUACCUCAUACAGGUUGAUAUCAGUUCCUCAGACAGGCUGAUAUCAUUUACCUCAUAUAGUAGCACUUUUAUUAUUAUUAUUAUGAUUAUUAUGAUUAUUAUUAUUAUUAUUAUGAUUAUUAUUAUUAUUAUUAUUAUUAUUAUUAAUAAUAUAUAUAUACUUUUUUCUGGCAGUCUGGGCGAUUUUACUGUUCGUUUUAUUUUUAAUUAAAAAAAUACAAUACAUA
Octopus sinensis (East Asian common octopus) is the source of this 2768-nucleotide messenger RNA. Its product is annotated as kelch-like protein 9. Lineage: Eukaryota; Metazoa; Mollusca; Cephalopoda; Octopoda; Octopodidae. Gene Ontology annotation, molecular function: protein binding. The transcript is spliced from 6 exons. Bases 494 to 2248 code for a protein of 584 amino acids. The record is from RefSeq and is a predicted model, not a curated record.